Messenger RNA from Paramuricea clavata, 695 nucleotides. The record is from the annotation of a GenBank genome assembly. NCBI's taxonomy places the organism in Eukaryota, Metazoa, Cnidaria, Anthozoa, Malacalcyonacea, Plexauridae.
AUGCUAGAUCGAGCUUCGAGCGCAGUUGGAACAAUGAUUUGUGUGUCUGAGGAUGUAGAGUACAUUGCCAAACACCUGCCAAAUCCAUUCGCUCAGAAAUGGUACAAGAUGUCAGCAAUGGUACAAGAUUUAGACGACAAAUGCAUGAAGAAUUAUGCUAUUUUGAUUGGUUUUGCUGAAAAGCACAAGUAUAUGCGAAUAAACUACAAAACCACCUUUACGUUGCACUAUGAAUUGUAUCCGGCAUUGCGCACUCUCACAAUUAAAUUCAUCUCAUUCAUGCAAUUUAUUUGUCAGGUUAUUGAACUGGCAGAUGUAGGAUUGGAUGCUAAUUCAGCGUACUCUCUUUUCGUCGAUGUGAUAAUUCCGCACGGGCUAAACAAGUACCAGACGGAGGAUGCGAAUGAAGGUUCCGUACCAAUUUCAGCACCAGAGUCUGGCGAACCGCUUGUUAUCAAUCUUAUUAUCGUCAGGUGUAUAAGAGAGUAUGGACUUACAAUACCAAAGGUAAUUGAGACUGUAAUUUUUACUUAUAGGGAUAUUAAUAUCAGUGCCGGAUUAACCAUAUGGCAAAAGUGGCAUAUGCCACGGGCCCCACGCUUUUGAGGACCCCAUGCUUACUCUUUUCGAUUAGUGAACCAUGGUUAUGAUUAACUUGAACCAUGGUUAUGAUUGUUUUGAAUUAGGUUGAAUGA